Molecule: messenger RNA, 3144 nt
Organism: Leptosomus discolor (cuckoo roller)
Lineage: Eukaryota; Metazoa; Chordata; Aves; Leptosomiformes; Leptosomidae
Source: RefSeq, a predicted model, not a curated record
UGGGUUGAGAAAAGAUAAGUGUCCCGCACUGCAAAUGGCCUCCUGCUCAACAUUUAUUGUUUCCUAGUCUGGAGUCAGCUUUUGUGGAUGAAGAAGGUUGAUGACUCUAAGAUGUUUGACAGAAUCAAACCAUCUGAUGAAGCUUCUGCUUCUUCAGCACAAGGAAUCGAAAAACAUGCUGUUGAAGGCUCUGUACGACAGGAUAGCAAUAGCAGUUUACACACAAGAGGGCAAGAACAUUCUCGUCCUGGAGUAUCCACUGUGCAAAAUAGACAAGGAUACUGCAACUGUUGCCAUGUACACUACAGUAAUCUGGAACAGCAUGUUUUCAGCUCCCAGCACAGACAUUUUACCACUUACUGUAGGAAUCGUGUGGGUACCAGUAGCUUGAUGGAGCGUUUCCUGCAAGAUGUUUUACAGCAUCAUCCCCACAGAUACCAUGACAACAGACCAACCUACGAUGAUAUGCCACUCCCCGUCACUCCAGAGCCUGCUAGGAUUGCUUGCCUGUCCCCAGAAGAGAUGAAGAAAAACAGGAACAGAGACAGACAGGAAAUUUCCAGCAAAGACCAGGAGUCCAUUGGUGAAAUAUGCUCUUCUGCUCCAUGCCUGUCUCAUGAGGGCACAAAGAGAACUUCUGUAACACAAGCGUUUAUUCAAAAACUAGAAAGAAGGCAGGAACAUGUUAUAAGAAUAUCCCAGCAGUCUACGGGCAUUUGUAGCAAUGAGAAAUGGGAUACCCUGAAAGAUGCUCAAAUUGCGAAUCAUAGCCAUGAAGGCCAGUUUACAGCUGUGAGCCCUGUACCUCAGCGUUUUUCUGUCAGUCCUUUAAUCCACAGUUCUUCUGUUAAUCCUAAAACAGGAAAAAAUGUUCGAAAUUUGGCAGCAUCAAAUCUGAUUCUGCAUAGUGGAUGUGGUAAAACAAGAAUGGAGGCAUGCAAAAGUGAUGUGUUAUUGAACCCAUGCUUGAAUCCUGCUCCGGCACUGGUUCACCCAAAAUGCCCUUCAUUUUCUCAUCAGAAUCCUAUGUGCAGCCACAGCAAUUCUUUAUGUAUUACCUCAGGUCAAUCUCUCUCAAAACGAGAUGGUUUACGAACUCAGGAUGAAACUUUGGUGUCUGAUUUCCAUCUCAGGGAUACUGUGGGUAUUAGCAGCUCCCUAGAUCUUGGGACAUCCCCACAACUAGCAAGAUGCAAAAACAUGAAGACGAGCAGAGGUGAUGAAAGUUCAGUGGAUGAAACUAUUGAAGAUGUCAUUUUGAAAUACUGUCAUGGAACUACAUCUGAAGAAAUUUAUUUCAAAGAAGAGAAUAAUCCCUGUUUAACCUUUUCAUCACUUCUGGACCAUACUCAUUUAGAGGGUUCUGAAAUGAGUUUUGACUGUGAUGCACCUAUUCAGGCAGGAACAGACUUACCCAAGGCAGCUAUAAAAGAUAUAGAAUUCCUAAAAGAGAUCCAAGUAAGUUUGCAAGAUAAAGACUAUGGAACACAGCUCUCUUCUGUUUUAAAAACUGAGUCAGUGCAGAAGACAGAAGCAGUGAAACAGAAUGUUGUAGUUCAUACUGAAGAACCAGUUCUUCCAGCUCUGCCUCAUGUGCCUCCUUCUUUUGUGGGAAAAACUUGGUCUCAAAUAAUGUAUGAAGAUGAUAUAAAAAUUGAAGAACUUGUGCGUGAUUUCAGGGAAGGUCGUUUUCGCUGCUACUUUGACAGUGAAUCUUCAGCCAACUCCUCAGAUACACUAUGCAACCCGCAAAUUCUUAAAAAGCCUAGGAAAAGGACAUGGCGCCUGGCUUCAAGAUGCCAGGUGGUUAAAGUCAGCCAUGGCACCCAAACAAGUCUAUUGAACUACCCUGUAGCAAAAAGAAAAAUGUCUAGAAGGGAGUCUGAUCCAUCUGAUCAGAAGGGAAACAUCGUGUGUCCAGAGAAUGAAAAAACUCCAAACAUGAAAACUAGACUAUGUGCCCUUAAACUUCCUGACUCCUAUAGCAAGAUUAUGAGUCCUGUACAGCCGAAGACAGUGGUGUAUGUACUUUCUUGCCCAGAGAUAAAACAAUGUAAAGGUAAACCUACAGAUAUUCCCAAAAUGAGGAAAGAUAAUCCCAAAAUGAGGAAAAAUCAUAACUCCACAGAUAGCAAGGACUCUGUAAGGUAUAAAUAUAAACAGUGUUCUUUUAAGUACUAUGACCCACUGACAAAUCGAAUUCUGAAAACACCUCCGAAGACUACAGCUGGAGAAAAGGCCAAAAAGCCCUCCCACGUUCGACAACUUUUCAGAAGUCUCAGUUUUGAUGUGAACACGAGGAAACUAGCUGAUGCUCAGAGGGAAAGCAUGCCAUCAAAGUCACUCAAUUGGUCAGACUUCUAUAGUUCAUCUUCAGCAUCUUUCCUGCCAGAUCCAGAUAAAGGGAAUGAUGCAGCCUCAAGUCAGAAGGCAGAUGGAUCUUCUGUUUCCACAGAAAGAACAGAUUUUCUGGUAUCUGGUCACCUUUCGCCUUUGAACUCUCACCAGUCUGUGGUAGAAGGAGGUGAUAGAUUAACUCCUUUUAACACUAGAGUUACCAAAACUUCUCUGACUUCCAUCAGGAGUGAGCUGUUAGAGAGGGAGAAUCCAAAGGCAAUAUGGAAGAGAAAAGAAGGCACUAAUAAAGAACCAGUUUUUUCCAGAAAGGCUGCAGGACCUAUGUCUGUUAGAAGGAGAGGAAACAGAGUAACUGCAGGCAAACAAACUUCCAGAACUAAAAAACAGCAGAAAGAGGGGAUGAGAAGGAAGCUUUGUCCUCGUGCCCAGAAAUCAUCUGCUUUCUCCAUCCAUAGGUGCCAGACAAGGAAAACUACAGUGGGAAAGCACCUUAAGAAAGAAAAGCCUGAUGCUAAAAAAUUAAAGGUGAGGAGGAAACCAAAAAGGACCUUUCUGAACUCAACACUUGUCACAGGGAUUCCUGAAAAGAGGCAGAAAGUCACAUCAGAAUCUUUUCCCAAGAAGCCAGAGCGAGCUUCUUCCAAAGUCGGGAACUGGGAAACAGCACCUGGAAAAAAGAUUGAAGAAAAGGAAGGGGAACAAAAGGAGGUCAUAGAUGAAGCAGUUGAAGUGCUAGAGCUGCAGAAAGUGCAAAGCCAGUCUAAUGUGAAACAAGUACAACUGUAA